UACAGAAGCAAUAAGUUAGUGUUUAUGUAAAUAUAUUACCGACAUACCUCUUAUUAAGAUUAUUAGUUUGUUCUCUAACUCAACUUUGAUACUUUCAGAUCCUUUUUGAGCAUGUAUAACUCAUAUCAUUGCCUCCUAUAAACAUUUAUUCAAAUUAUUGUCACAUUUGUUACCAUAGCGACAAGCUAAAAAGAUUUGCAUACACGAGUGACCUUCUUGUAUAAAUAUUUUUUUACUAGCUUUAAGUGAUAUUUCUGACACCUUUCGGAUACAAAUUACCAAUUAAUUAAAAAGCGUACUAAGUCUUGUGUAUAUUAUAAUACUGUUAAAACUGCAUAAAGGUGAACAAAGUCUUAAAACUACGAUAAAACAAGUAUACAGUAUCUAUUGACUUAACACUGAUUACGUGGAAACAGGCACUUCAAAUAACUUUUCUGUUAUCAUGUGAGUAGACCUGAUACAUUUGUAUUAAAUAUAUGAAGUACAUACAUUACAAAACGUCGGCUUGUUCUGUACUAAGUUCUUGAUGAAACGCUAUGAAAAAAUAAAAUCGUAUUUCUAUAAUUUUGGAUUGUUAACUUGAGCGGUUAUAUGAAGUAACAUGUAAAGGUAAAUGCAUCUGGAAUAUUAACAAGAUCAUGAAGAAAUUUUUCGGACUGGGAAGAAAGAAGAAAUGCCCAGAAAAGACGGAUACGCCAGAAGCUCCGAGUGCAGAACAACAGGUGAUGCCGGAUGAUACUCAACCAGCGCAGGCAUCACCCAAAGUUCUUGUGGGAGCUAUUGAUUUCGGAACAACUUACUCUGGAUGGGCGUUCUCGUUUUUGCAAGAGUUUAAAAGUGACCCGACCAAAGCCUCUGUUAAAGUAUGGCACUCUGGGACAGGUACAUUGGCGACUGAAAAGGCACCGACUUGUAUCUUAAUUGAACCAGAUGGAAAGACAGCGGUCGCCUUUGGAUAUGAUGCUGAAAAUAAAUACAGAGAGCUGAUAGAUACAGACGAGAAUAAGUCAUACUACUUCUUUAGGCGUUUUAAAAUGACGCUUCAUAAAAAAUUAGGAGAGCGGAUAGAUCGCACCAUUACUCUGGAAGACGAAAUGGGAAAGUCCCUACGAGCACUUGACGUAUUUGCAAUAAUCAUUGAAUAUUUGAUUAAGGACAUGUUGCAAGACGUAAACAAACGAUUAGCAGGUAUCAUACAGGAAAGUGAAAUUCACUGGGUUCUCACUGUUCCUGCUAUAUGGACUGACGGAGCGAAGCAAUUCAUGAGAGAAGCUGCAGAGAAGGCCGGUAUUGACGUCUCGAAUCUGACAUUCGCUUUAGAACCGGAAGCAGCGUCCAUUUACUGUCGUCAUCUCUCCGUUGAAACUACAGUCGAUGGGUCAGAUGUCUCUGUAUCAAAGUUUAAAACCGGUACAAGAUAUAUGAUUUUAGAUGCUGGAGGUGGAACCAUAGACAUUACAGUUCAUGAAGUAGGCGAUAACGGAAUGAAGGAAGUUCAUGCAGCAACUGGUGGCGAUUGGGGUGGGACAAUGGUUGACAAGGAUUUUGAAGAUUGGCUUCUGAAGGUAUUCAGCAGGGAAGUUUACGAUAGGUUCAAAUCAGAAUUCACUGAAGACUGGCAAGAUUUUUGGAGAGAUUUCGAAAUUAAGAAGCGAUCGAUAACGCAUAACAAAACCCCCGCAAGAGUCAAUUUGAGGUUUCCUUUAUCGUUAAAAGAAGUAUAUACGUCAAUCAACGGAGACAGCAUUUCAGAUUCUCUUUCUUCAUAUCGCGAUCAGCUGACACUUCAAGGCGACAAAAUGAAAUUUUCAGCAGAAUGUUUCAGGUCUUUCUUCACGAAUUCUGUCCAAAAUAUCAUUAGUCAUGUAAAAGAUGUAUUGAAAGAAUGUAAUGUCGAAGCCAUUCUGAUGGUCGGCGGUUAUUCGGAGUCCCCCAUACUACAGCAUGCUGUGCAGACUGCAUUCCCUGAUAAAGAUAUCGUCUUGCCUCGAGAAGCAUCGUCCACUAUUUUGAGAGGUGCACUGAUAUUCGGGCAUAGUCCAAGGUCGAUUUCUGAGCGUGUUCUUAAAUACACAUACGGCAUUGAAAUCUGCAUGCCAUUUAAAGAAGGAAAGCAUCCUGAAUCCAAAAGAGUCGUGUAUGAUGGCGACAGUAAGUGCAUAGGCAUUUUUGAUAAACUUGUUGAAAAGAACCAAGCCGUUAAAGUUGGAAAAGCUCAAGCUCGAAAAAUGUAUAAUCCAACGGCUAUUAAUCAGUCCGUCAUACCUAUCCGUUUCUUCGCAUCGAACAUACUCGAUCCACAAUAUGUCGAUCAGGACUGUUUUGCUGUUGGAGAAUUAACCGUAGAGAUUUCUGACCCAGAUGACGAUCUAAGUCGUGAACUAUUUAUUUCACUUUCAUUUAGUGGUACUGAGAUAGUGGUAGAGGCGGAAGACAAAAAAGCUGAGAGAAAAUUUGUGACAUCUAUUAACUUUUUAGGUUAACAUCUGCUUCAAACCUAUGCUACUUUUGUUAUUUUGUGAUUAGAGAAUAGUAUUUUGUAUAUAAUGUGAUUAAAAUAAAAACUGCUUGCAUAAUAAACACACGAAUUUGGAGACUUACGCAUCCAAACUUUAUAUUUAAGGCGUGUGUUUAGAUUGUUUAAAAAACCUUGUCAUGUAAAACAAAGUCACUUAUUUAUGUGUUUAAAAUUAUAUAUUUAAAAAAUAGUCAGUGAAAGACUGUCUUGAUCAAGGCAGGAGUCACACUGUGAAAAUAACUCAAGUAAAGCUAUUUCAAUUCAUUACUGCUCGUUUUGCUAAAGAUUCUAUUUCUGCUGUGAUAAUAUGCUCAAUUAAAUAUCUUUGAUUGCUUUAAUAACAAAAUUAUUCCUCUUAUAUUUUCACAUAUGUAUUUUCUAAAUAGCUGUUAAAUCUAUGUGUACCUUGUGGCCAAGUGGUUCAGGUAUCCGCCUCAGGUUGUCUGGAUCCCACUAGGAUUGUUCCAAUACGGCCGGUUCAUACACCGCUUGCUUACAUUAAAAUGUUUACUGAAUGCCAGGUAAAAAUUCACAGACCGUAAAAUGACUGGCCAUUUGACACAAAAAAAUACCUUAACUUUUAAUAUUUUGUUUCCUAUACACUUAUUUUAAUUAUCACUGGACUCCGGCUUCAUGAUUUUACGAUUAUUUUCCUAACAUUUUCAUACAAAUUAGAUUUUCUACAAUGCAGACAAAAAUGAAAACGUAGAGGUCAUUACCUGUUAGCCUUAUUAACGUACAUAUUUAUGCGAUAUUUUACAGAAUGACAAUAGAAUUAUUAUCUUGAUUAUCGUUUUGCAUAAAAAUAUUACGUCGUGUUUUGUAAUUUGGUAACGAUAAAGAGACAAAUUAAUUCUC
Mercenaria mercenaria is the source of this 3376-nucleotide messenger RNA. RefSeq names its product heat shock 70 kDa protein 12A-like. Bases 639 to 2483 code for a protein of 614 amino acids. The transcript has 5 exons. NCBI's taxonomy places the organism in Eukaryota, Metazoa, Mollusca, Bivalvia, Venerida, Veneridae. Gene Ontology annotation, molecular function: ATP-dependent protein folding chaperone; ATP binding. The record is from RefSeq and is a predicted model, not a curated record.